AUGGUUAUUUCUAAAAGAGACGUUGAUACUUCAAGAUUUGAAACACUUCGGUUGCAUGACAAGAUGAGAGAACUUUGUUUACUCAAAGCUGAAGAAGAGAAUUUUGUACAAACCAUUGACACAUCAACUGCAAAGUCGAAAUUUCCUUGUAAAUCUCGCAGACUUGCUGUUGUACGUUGUCCCGGUGAAGCAUUUAGUUUCGACACGGAGGUGAAGAAUCCAAGCCUAAGAACUCUCUUGUUUAUCGAGUGCAGAAGAUGGAAGGCAACAAGUUUAUUGUUUACAAGGCAUAAGCUGAUGAGAGUGUUAGAUCUCUCUUAUGUGGAUUUUAAAGGAGGGAAGGUCCCCUCUAGCAUCGGGAAGCUCAUCCACUUGAGAUAUCUUAGUUUAGUGUGGACAAAUGUAACUCAACUGCCUGCUUCUAUGCGGAAUCUGAAGAAGCUGCUCUAUUUAAACCUAGAUGUAAUUUGCUUCUCCACUGUACUCGACAUGCCCAAUAUCUUGAAAGAGAUGCGAGAGUUGACAUUCUUGUGUUUGCCGAUGAGCUUAGAUGAUAAGACAAAGUUGGAAUUGGGAAAUCUGGUCAAGCUGGAGACGUUGGAGUGUUUCUCCACAAAAUAUGGGAGAGACGGAUCUGAAGGGUAUGACGCGGCUCAGAUCUCUCUCUAUCUUUAUUAG
Molecule: messenger RNA, 678 nt
Organism: Brassica oleracea var. oleracea
Lineage: Eukaryota; Viridiplantae; Streptophyta; Magnoliopsida; Brassicales; Brassicaceae
Product: probable disease resistance protein At1g59620
Exons: 1
Coding region: 1-678 (225 amino acids)
Biological process (GO): defense response to other organism
Source: RefSeq, a predicted model, not a curated record